GGUGAACGCGCGCACGCGACGCGGCUCCCGCCAGGGUCGGGCGCGCGCUCGCGCGAGCUCGCGGGAGGAGCGGCCGAGCGCGAGGCUGCAGCUCCUGUCGCCGGUGCUCCGCCCCCUCCUCCUCCUCCUUCGCGGGUGCCGCGGAGGCCCGGAGGGAGGGAGUCGCGUCCCCGCCCGCCGCGCGGCCAGUCGGACCCUCGGUCUUGCCGCGUAAGGAGCCAGCCGAGCAGAGCUCUGCGCGGAGACCCGAGCCGCAGCCGUCCCUCUGCAGGUGCCUGUGAGGAGGCUCCCGGGCCGCAGCCACGUCCAGAGCCCUCUGGCCGCGCACUCUCUCCCCGCGCUCCCGGGGGGCGGCCCGGCUGGAAGAGGCCGCCGCGGGGCCCGGCCUCAGCAUGAACCGAAGCCACCGACACGGGGCGGGCAGCGGCUGCCUGGGCACCAUGGAGGUGAAGAGCAAGUUCGGAGCUGAGUUUCGGCGUUUUUCACUGGAAAGAUCAAAGCCGGGGAAGUUCGAGGAGUUCUACGGAUUACUGCAGCACGUUCACAAGAUCCCCAAUGUCGAGGUUUUAGUGGGCUACGCCGACAUCCACGGAGACUUGCUGCCCAUAAACAACGACGAUAAUUACCACAAAGCCGUUUCGACGGCCAACCCACUGCUUAGGAUAUUUAUACAAAAAAAGGAAGAAGCAGACUACAGUGCCUUUGGUACAGACACAUUAACAAAGAAGAAGAAUGUUUUAACCAAUGUAUUGCGUCCCGACAACCACAGAAAAAAGCCGCAUAUAGUGAUUAGCAUGCCCCAAGACUUCAGGCCCGUGUCUUCUAUCAUAGACGUGGAUAUCCUCCCAGAAACGCAUCGCAGGGUCCGCCUUUACAAGUACGGCACGGAGAAGCCGCUCGGGUUCUACAUCCGGGACGGCUCCAGCGUCAGGGUCACCCCGCACGGCUUAGAGAAGGUCCCGGGGAUCUUCAUCUCCAGGCUGGUCCCGGGGGGUCUGGCCCAGAGCACGGGACUGCUGGCUGUCAACGACGAAGUGCUGGAAGUGAACGGCAUAGAGGUUUCAGGGAAGAGUCUGGACCAGGUGACAGACAUGAUGAUCGCCAACAGCCGCAACCUCAUCAUAACGGUGCGGCCGGCGAACCAGAGGAACAAUGUGGUCAGGAACAGUCGGACCUCGGGCAGCUCCGGCCAGUCUACGGAUAACAGCCUCCCCGGCUACCCACCGCAGGCCGAGCCGAGCUUCGAGCCGGAGGACGAAGACAGCGACGAAGACGACCUCGUCAUCGAGGACGACGGGGCGCCGCAGCAGAUCCCCAAAGCCGUUCCCAACGCGGAGAGCCUGGAGUCGCUGGCGCAGGUGGAGCUCAGUUUGGAGUCUGCGCAGAACGGCUUUGUGCCUUCGGGCGAAGUGAGCCUGGCGCCCGUGGCCAGCGGCACCAACACCGAGUUUGAGGCGCGCGUUCCAGAUCGGAAGCUCUUGGAAGAGGACGGGACCAUCAUAACGCUAUGAAAGCACCGACCGAAUGUUUUCUGGUGAGGACGCCGUUGGGGCGUGUAGGUUUGGCUCGUGUGACGCAUACAUACCUCUGAACCAGUGACCCGGAGCAGGCCUGAGAAACAAGAAGAUUGCAAGCUUCGAAUGUUAUUAAAAUAGUAGGUUGAUAAUUGCUAAUAUAAACUUGGGAGGGUCAGAGGUGAAUUUAAGUCUGAAUCAAAGGGGCCUUUGCUGAUGCAAUUAUGUGCUUUUGCUGUUCUGUCUGCGGAGAAGUGGAUGUGUGGGCACAUUCUCAGCGCGUGUGAGAGGACUCGGUCAUUUCUGUGGGGAGUGGUUGCGUAUUUAACCUGCUGUGCAGAGCCCGGUUAAUUUUUCCUUUAUAUAUAUAUAUAUUUUAAUUCUAAUGUGAAAAAAGGUCUGAUUCUAUCUUUUGGUACCUUGGGGACCUCAGCUCCUAUGUUCUCUAUAUUGUAUUUUGAUAUUUUAAUGUUGUUCCUCUGUUGCGAAUUGUAACAAGUAAUUUUUUAAGUGCUUUUUUUCCCCCCAAUUUCUAAUCAAAUCAAAACAGUCGAUUGUUUUUAGGAGUUGCUUCCUAUGUUAUAAAUCAUCGAAACGGUGUUCCUGAAUGAAGAAACUGGUAACCGUUGUUCGGGUCCACGCUUGUCCAUCCUGUAGUGUAGCGCUCACACUCACAAACUCACUCCAGAUGGGUGUAACUCUGAGUCGGGAACGGCGGUUCCAUCGGCGCUGGGCGUGUGGGAGACUGUCCCUUGACCCCAGCCUCCUCUUGACCUCUUCUCCGCCGCAUUCCCGGUCUCCCUGGAAACCAUCCCUUCGGUGGUUUGUGUGUGUGUCGUUCAUGUGCUUUCUGUACUCUUCAGUGUAUACGAGUAGUGCGGAUCGUUUUGAAUUAAAAAAAAAAAAUGCACCCGGAAUGAAGAGAUUUUUAUACACAGGACAGACUCAUGCACUUUUUAUAUGAACAGUUGGGGUUUUCCUUCAUGGGAUUUCUGGGGACACUGCCUACACUUUAUGAAAAUUAUAUAGUAUUCCCCUUUGACAGGUAGAGUUUAUCACUGUUAAUUUUAUGAGGGUAUUUAUUACUUUCCAAUGCAUCCACUUAGAACAAGUUAAGAGUAAGGCUGCUAACUUUGGUUCCUUGCCUGGUUCUGCUGUGUGGCGUGCGCAGACACCGCAGUAUGCUUGUACAUAGAAACUAAGAAUAGCGUGGAGCGCGUAAGUCCCCUUGCGUGCUUACAGAUAGGACUCUCAGUUAUUUAUUGAUUAAUUUUAUGGUAGGGCUCGUAUGGAUACCUUAUAACACUUGCGUGCUAUUAAAACAAUGAAGAAUCCAAGGACUCCGUUUUGAAGGUUAUUUUCUCUCUCUGGUCAAAAUGUAUGAAGAAGUAAAGUCACGAUUCAAUGAAGAUCACGAGACUCAGAAUACGUAGACGUAUUUUGUUCACAUUACCACUGAACACAUUGUCACUGAACCACUAACUACUAUUCAACAAUGUGUACCGCAAUGUACUUUUUCUUGAAUUCACCCACGUUCUUCCACUACGUACCACUGCUGUUUUUGAGUGGCAUUCUAGCUUUAGCAUUCUGUUUUGUAAGUUCGACUCUUGAAUGGCAAAGCAAUGAUAAUAAUGUGUAAGGUUAAAUUCAUGGAUAAGCAGUGCCAGGGGGUCAGCAUUUUAAGUAAAAACACUUUUCACACACUACCUCUCUCUCUCUCUCUCUCUUUUUUUUUUCCAACAAAGUUGUAACAUCAGAACUUCUCUUGUGGGGGAAAACACUUCAGGGCUUAACUUUUUGUACACAUUUUAACUGUAAAAUACAGACUCAUCCUGUGUGCGGUGUUCAUGACAGUGGGGGGUCGAAAGCUGCUAGUAUGUUUUGUUUUAAUCGUCAGUGGUGUUUUCAACUAGAUCUCAUGUAUUGGUACAAUAAUUGAUUCCUAGACGUAUUGUAAAACCAAUGGAUCUUGGUUAUACAAUAAAAUGUCGUUUCAUUGGUAGUCUGAACCAAUUAUUUCCAGUGUAUCAUCAUUAACAAAAAUACCAGUGGACUCAGCACAAAAUUUUCUAGGACUGAAUGUCAAGCUUAACUGUGAAUUUUGUUCUGUACCUUUAAGUAAAUUUAUGAUAAUGUUCUCAUGUGCUCUCAACAAAAUGUAUGUACUUUUUGUGAACUAUGAAUUUUCUAAUUAAAUUUUACAUACGACAA
Messenger RNA from Phyllostomus hastatus (greater spear-nosed bat), 3725 nucleotides. RefSeq names its product par-6 family cell polarity regulator beta (gene PARD6B). NCBI's taxonomy places the organism in Eukaryota, Metazoa, Chordata, Mammalia, Chiroptera, Phyllostomidae. The coding region runs from base 393 to 1511 and encodes 372 amino acids. Gene Ontology annotation, cellular component: apical plasma membrane; nucleus; cell cortex. The record is from RefSeq and is a predicted model, not a curated record. The transcript is spliced from 3 exons. Gene Ontology annotation, biological process: regulation of cellular localization; establishment or maintenance of cell polarity; centrosome cycle. Gene Ontology annotation, molecular function: protein kinase C binding.